Messenger RNA from Amoebophrya sp. A25, 205 nucleotides. NCBI's taxonomy places the organism in Eukaryota, Dinophyceae, Syndiniales, Amoebophryaceae. The record is from the annotation of a GenBank genome assembly.
UCCUCCGAGUCCUGGCUUCUUCGCUGCUCUGAGAUCCGACGUCUGCAUCUUUGAACUAUGGCUAGGCAUCGAACAGCGCGACGACAUCCAUCAGGUGGAUCAGCCAAAAUCUGUGGAAGUUUGCCUAUCGAAGGAAGUAGUGCCUCUGAAAUCGUUGUUCCAACAGUUGGAUCCGAAACAAGCGCAAAACAGUUUGCAGUUGUCG